Molecule: messenger RNA, 523 nt
Organism: Sitophilus oryzae (rice weevil)
Lineage: Eukaryota; Metazoa; Arthropoda; Insecta; Coleoptera; Curculionidae
Product: adenylate cyclase type 3-like
Exons: 5
Biological process (GO): cAMP biosynthetic process; adenylate cyclase-activating G protein-coupled receptor signaling pathway; intracellular signal transduction
Molecular function (GO): adenylate cyclase activity
Source: RefSeq, a predicted model, not a curated record
CAUAGGUAGAGGAAAAUAUACUCUUUCUGGGCUUCUGUUAGCAGUCACUGCAGCUCUGGUGUUUGUAGCACGCCACACAGAGCAGGUUGCUAGAGUACUAUUCCUGUGGAGAUCCCAAGUAGAAGAACAACGCGAUUGUGCUAAAGACUUGAAGCGGCGAAACGAGGCACUAGUGUAUAAUAUUUUACCUCCCCACGUAGCUGCGCACUUUAUGGGAAACAGAAACAGAAAUCACGACGAACUAUACUCACAGAGUUAUGAAGAAGUUGGAGUUUUGUUUGCAUCAAUGCCUAAUUUUUCAGAUUUUUAUUCAGAAGAAACUGUAAAUAAUCAGGGUCUAGAAUGUCUAAGGUUCCUGAAUGAAGUGAUAUCUGAUUUCGAUGCGCUUUUAGAACUUCCACAGUACCAAGAUAUAAUAAAAAUCAAGACAAUCGGCUCGACCUACAUGGCUGCCAGUGGCCUAAAUCCUACCAGACAAAUUAAGCCUGACGAUUCCUAUUACAAGUUCGAUGGGCACACUUAG